CACACACACACCCUCAGCUCUCAUUGAGGAGCAGUGGACACUCAGACUGGACGUGUUGUUGUUCUUGUGUUGGAGCUUGAGACUCUGCAGACGGACAUGUUGCCAAAGACUCGUCUGGGGAAGCGUUCCCCGCUCGGAGCGUUGGUGAGCUCCACCUGUCCGGUGGCGGCAGGAGCACACAUGCACCUGGAGACGGGUGAGGCCGGCGUCACCGUGGCAACGGCAGCAGGACAACAGGCCUCCAGCAGAGUCAAAGGUCAUCCUGGGCUGAAGGUGUAUUUCCAGUGCGGGGGAGGGGGUGAAUCCCCAGCAGUGGCGGAUCAGCUGGACCUCAUGCGCAGUGAUGUUUCUGCCUGGUCUUCAUCUCAUCCCUCCUCAGUGCCCCUGUCCAGCAGCAGGUCUGUCUCGUCCUGCAUCGACGUCCCCAGGAGUCAGAGGAGUCCAGAGGAGGUGGACAUGGACGAGCUGAUGGCAGCGAUGGUUCUCAGCAGUUUGUCCUGCAGCCCUCUGCUGCACAGCCCUGUGACCCCAGACCCAACAGCGGCUCUGACGGACUCCGGCGGCAGCGACCUCUCUGACAGCAGCAGCAGCGGCUACUGGAGCGUCGGCCGCACCAACGGGAGCCCGGACCCCUCUCCACCAAUCGCAGAGCCCGACGUCAGCCCGACCACGCCCCCCGACGAGGGCCUGGACAUGGAGCUGGAGGAGGUGUUCGACGAGCCGGCGCCGCGGAAACGCAAGAACUCGGUGAAAGUGGCCUACAGGUGUCUGUGGCCCAGCUGUGGGAAGGUGCUGACGUCAGUUGUGGGAAUCAAACGUCACAUCAGGACGACACACCUGUGCCGUGGAGGUGAACACGAGCGUUGUUCUCGCAGCGAGGAGGAUUUUUAUUACACUGAGAUCAUCCAGAGGGACCAUCAUCAGUUCAUCAUCAUUCAUCAUCAUCAGCAGCAGCAGCAGCAGCAGCAGCCUCCAUCCCCCCCAUCUCCAACCUGUGGUACUCUGAGUCACUCCGCCCCCUCCUCCUCCGGCAGCCUCCUGCAGGUCCAAUCAGAGCACUCCUACCAGGCUCUGCCUCCCAGCCAUGUGAUCUCAGCAGCAGCUUCCAGCACAGCUUCCUGUCGUUCGAUGGCCCCUCCCACCACCUGCCACAGCAGACAGGGCUUGUCGUUUCGGGUGCGUUCGAUCAGUGUAGGAGAGCAGUGGCUGCAGCAUCAGAGCGCCCCCUGCAGGAGGGUUCGUGGUGAAGCAAAGAAGUGUCGUAAAGUUUAUGGCAUCGAGCACAGAGAUCAGUGGUGCACGGCCUGUCGCUGGAAGAAAGCCUGUCAACGCUUCCUGGACUGAGUAGAGAGGAAGAGGAGGAGGAAGAGGAGGAUGAGGCGGAGGAGGAGGGAGGAGGACGAUGAACAGAGACGGACUGUUGACAAGUAGCUGAACUUCACCUGGUGGAUGUUUUAUACUUUCUUACAUCUGAAACCAGACAUUAUUUUUUUGUCUUUAUACUCUUUCUACGUUUUCUAGAAGUGUCUUUUUUAAAUUUUUGAAUGUGUAUCUUGUUGCUGUGUCAUCUCACACAACCUGCGUCCUGUCGGUGCUUUUUGAUGACAUACGAUGUGACCUUUGACCCGGUCACCUGUUGCGCUCCUCAGGUCAUCUGAACUGAACCAGCCUCUGUGUCGGGAUGAACACAUACUACUUCAACAGCACACGCUCGGCUCUGAUUCGUCGAGACUGGAGUUUAAUGAUACGCCCACAUGUGUGUGUCCGGACAGCAUCGACCUCUGAGGAGACCUGCUGCGAAUUCAUCUAAAUAUCCAGAAUAGCAGACUCGUUAACUCAGCGCGGUGACGGCAAGUCUUAAUUAUGAACAGUUUAGAGAAUUGAAGGUGGAGUUAACAGCCCCCCCCCCACAGUGUCUACAAAGCCAAAGAUGAAUAGGAGUGGGUCACUGGGUCUUUACAGUUACCCGUUAGCUCCUGCAGUUCACCUAGCAGCCCUGGGAGUCGUCACUAAAGUCAGUAUCAUCAAAGAAACAGAUUAUUAUUCAUAUUCAUUGGGUGAAAAGUCUUUCCCUGUAGCUUCAGCAGUAUGUAAAUAUUUCCCUCCAAUAACAAGCCGCAUUUUAUUUUACCGUGCUCAGAGCUAAUGCUAACGCUAAGAAUCAGAACUAAAAAACUAAAUACAUGUUUGAUAAAAAAAACAAAAAAACUUACUGUUGGAGUUGUCGGGACGUCAGAUUCGAGGUUUUAAAGAGUCUCAUUGGUGCUAAACAGGAACCAGGGUGUCCAUGAGGAGCUGACUCAGGAUCAGCUUCAGUCAGUGACGGUUCGGCCUCCGUUCCUCCAGGUUUUGCAGCUAACCUUCAGAUGCAGUUUCUCAGUGUUUCAGGACGUUGGCAUCAGUCAGCCUCUGGUCCAGUGACUCAGUGUGUUGACUGCUGAUCUUAAUCAGUUCAUUUAUUCUGGUCCCUCCAUUAUUUCACCCACCAGCGGUGGUCUGGCUCGAGCUGUAUGACGUCUUCUGUGGCAGCGGAGGAGAAAAGAACAAGGUCACAGUGAUGUCCUCAGGUCAUCUCAGACCCAGGGAUUACAGAUCUAUAGCAUUCGUGACACACUGUGGUGUUUAAAAGUUUGACACAGGCAAAGUCGGCAGCUGCCCCAGGACCUUAUAGACGUCCCGGGGCAACGAAAGCUCCAGGAUGAGCCCUGUAUUAACUGGAGCUAAUUAGCUCAUUUGUCUUGGUGUCGGCAUCAUUGAAGUACAGAAUAAAUACUAAAUCUUCGUCCUGUGGCUCUGGUCUUGGAGAGAUCCAGACCAAGUUUCAAACUGUUCUCACACUGAGCAUAUUCCUAAAUGAAGUUGUGGCUUUUCCUGGACCUUUAAGGAAAACAUAAAGCUGCCAUGUAAAUAAUUCACUAUCCAGCUGCACUGUGAGACAUUCAGUGUUGUCAGGAUGUCUUCACCUCCGUGGCUUCGAUUUUGACCAAACACUAAAUCACUGCAGACACAUUCUCUGGUUCUACUGUAAAGUUUAUUCUGUUGGAGUAAAGUUUGUUGUUGGUGUUUGAUGGAGAAAACGAGAGGAAAUCAAAAAAGACUAAAUUCAUCUUUGAUGUUUACCUCUUCUCCCCUUAUUUAACAUUUAUAAACAGGAUAUAAACGAUUAUUAGACAAUUGUGUUUAUUAAUGUAUUUGCAAACGACACUAACUUCUCCUGUGAACACACACAAGUGGAGCCUGCUGUAUAAAAUACUUUACAUUAAUAAGCCCUUAAACUGUCCUGACAAGCACAUUAUACUGUUAUAAAGCAUUUAUUCAUGUGUUUAUACAGAUUAUAAAUGUUAAAUGAGUUGUUAAAGGGGGUUAAAGUAAAUUAAAUUCAAGUUAUUCAAAUAAAAUUAGAGAAAUAAGUCAGUCCUGAUAACCAGUCUGAAUGUUUGGAGUCAGUGCAGCUUUAAUACAUGUAGAUCUGUUUUUAAAUGUGUUGGUGCAUCAGGGCUUUUAAAACUGCAAUAAUUCACACUGUUUUAUUUUGAAGCCAUCGAUCGUUUCAUCACGUCAGGUGACAAAAUCUUUAAAUUUCUCCCGCCGUUACCUCGUCUGCAUCUCCACUGAUUAACAGAUAAUUAUCAGACUUCACUGUAAAUGUCAUCACCACUCUGCGCCUCUGUUCACUUCCUUCAGCUUCAGCUUAGACGUUUUAUUGUUUGGAAACAGAAGCCAUUUCCUCUCUGAUGAAACCACAUGCAGUAUUGAUCAAGACGUCUGUUUAAGUACAAAUAAAAACACACACAUACACACUCACUGAGACGUAUAUAUUUGAUGAAUUCCUAGUGUAUAUACACAGAUAUAUACUGGGCCCAUAUCUACAGUGAAGUCUAUUCCAGAAGCCAUUUUAUACUUCAGUCAUUUGACGGUUGAUUUGCAGUAAACUGAGACAAAGUUGUGUAUUUAUAUUCUAUGUGUUUAAGAGACGUUAAUGUUGAUCAUUGUACCUGUACCAUUUUUAAGAUGCACUCUUUUAUACAUGAUGUGAAAUCCUGAUGUUGUUAUAAUAAAGUGGAAAAGCUUUGA
Molecule: messenger RNA, 4074 nt
Organism: Seriola dumerili (greater amberjack)
Lineage: Eukaryota; Metazoa; Chordata; Actinopteri; Carangiformes; Carangidae
Product: zinc finger protein 395-like
Exons: 11
Coding region: 97-1344 (415 amino acids)
Biological process (GO): regulation of transcription by RNA polymerase II
Cellular component (GO): nucleus
Molecular function (GO): DNA-binding transcription factor activity; RNA polymerase II cis-regulatory region sequence-specific DNA binding
Source: RefSeq, a predicted model, not a curated record